This is a messenger RNA of Scatophagus argus, 601 nucleotides long. It is a transcript of the gene s100a11, whose product is annotated as S100 calcium binding protein A11. The record is from RefSeq and is a predicted model, not a curated record. Bases 127 to 390 code for a protein of 87 amino acids. Gene Ontology annotation, molecular function: transition metal ion binding; calcium ion binding. NCBI's taxonomy places the organism in Eukaryota, Metazoa, Chordata, Actinopteri, Scatophagidae. Gene Ontology annotation, cellular component: perinuclear region of cytoplasm. The transcript has 3 exons.
AUGAGCGGGUGGAGAUGAAGUAUAUAUAUAUGUAGAGGGGUGAUAGUCAGAGUGGAGGGACGCAGUUCUUGGUACUGUAACACACCAUACAGCAUCUCAGCACAAAAGUUCUCAGCACAAGCCAUCAUGGAAGCUGCCAUCUCCACGCUCGUCACCCAGUUCAAGACAUACGCUGGGAAGGACGGAUCCUCCAGCACCCUGAGCAAAGAUGAGUUCCAAAACCUGGUGACCUCUCAGCUGCCCAACUUUGUCAAGAACGCCAGCGACGCCAGUGCGGUCGAGCAGCUCAUGAGCUCGCUGGAUGAAAACAACGACGGGGAGCUGACUUUCUCCGAGUUCUGGCAGCUGAUUGGGAAACUGGCGAGCAAACAGGGAGGCUUCAGUCAGUAGAGCUCGCCGUCUCCUGUCAGUUGUGGCUUUGAGCAGAUUGUGCAAACGUCAGUCAACUCAACUUAAGCUGUUCAAGUCCUCAGCUCAAAGGCAUUCGCAUUCUUUUAUCACCCCACCAGUGCCACAUGUGUAACUCUUUAGUUAACCAUUUGUUGAAUGCAGGGAACUUUGAAUUAAAGGCUUCAUUGUCUCAAGCGCUCAGCCACCAACA